AUGGGAACUGAUAUAUUGCCACCUGAUCAAUGCAUUCCCGAGAUUGUGUACUUCAUUUUGCAGCAGCACUUUGAAUCUCCAUCAACGUGGGCAAUUUUUCCACUUCAGGAUUUGGUAGCACUGAAAGAGGAGUACACAACACGACCUGCAGCAGAGGAGACGAUCAAUGACCCAACAAAUCCGAAACACUAUUGGCGAUAUCCUUCCCUAUUACUCAGGGGUACAUGUGACUGUGGAGUCCCUGCUGAAGGACAAGUUCUUAUCACCGAAAUUAAAGAUCUAGUUCGUGGAAGUGGAAGAUCGUACCCGUCUUUAGACGAAGUUGAAUUGCAUUCGACUAAAGAAAGAACUGAUCUGGAGAAGCAGCCCAUUGUUAAUGCGAAACAGAAAGUUCUCAAUACAAAUUAG
Fraxinus pennsylvanica is the source of this 408-nucleotide messenger RNA. The record is from the annotation of a GenBank genome assembly. NCBI's taxonomy places the organism in Eukaryota, Viridiplantae, Streptophyta, Magnoliopsida, Lamiales, Oleaceae.